CCCUGUACAAACUGAGCCUGUCGUCUUGAAUGUGUAGACGUGUCUCCAAAGGUUGGAACUACAGAAAAUUGGUUCUCAAUAUUUAAAAAUGAAGUGUACAUUUUAUUUAACUCUUCUGAGCUUAGCUUGUUUGUACUUGAGUCAUGUUAAUGCGCAAUAUAAAACAAAGAACAGCCAGGGUCCCUCCCUAAGUGAGCGUGUACAACAAUUAAGUGAAAUGGCUAUGAAAAAGCCGGUACUUAGGUUCAAUGGCGGAAAAUUUAAGGAGUUUGUCAAGACUACUCCCAGGAAUUAUUCUGUCAUUGUCAUGUUCACAGCAAUGGCACCACAGCGGCAGUGUCAAAUUUGCAGACAUGCGAGUGACGAAUUCACAGUUGUAGCAAAUUCUUUCCGAUAUUCCCAGUCAUACUCGAACAAACUAUUUUUCGCAGUUGUUGACUUCGAUGAAGGUUCUGAUGUUUUUCAAAUGAUGCGUUUGAAUACAGCACCAGUUUAUAUACAUUUCCCACCUAAGGGUAAACCAAAAUCAACUGAUACUAUGGAUAUUCAGAGAGUUGGAUUUGCGGCUGAGGCUAUUGCUAAAUGGAUCUCAGAACGAACAGAUAUCCAAAUUAGGGUGUUCAGACCACCAAAUCACUCUGGCACAGUGGCUGUUGUGAUGUUGUUGGUAUUGAUCGGUGGAUUCUUGUAUCUCAGGCGCAAUAAUUUGGACUUUAUCUACAACAAGACGAUAUGGGGCCUUAAUGCUCUGUUCUUCACAUUUGCGAUGGUCUCAGGACAAAUGUGGAACCAUAUUAGAGGGCCCCCAUUUAUCCACAAAUCACAAAAUGGGGCAGUUGCUUACAUCCAUGGAUCCUCACAGGGACAAUUUGUCCUUGAAACUUACAUAGUCAUGGUUCUUAAUGGUGCCGUGGUAUUGGGAAUGAUUUUAAUGACAGAAGCUGCAGCUCGAAAGGGAGAUGUUAGGAAGCGAAGAAUUUUUGCUGUCAUCGGCUUAGGUCUAGUCGCGGUUUUCUUCAGUUUGAUUCUCUCUAUCUUCAGGAAUAAGGCUCAAGGAUACCCAUACAGCCUUCUGUUCAAGUAAAAAAUCUCUGGCAUAUUCGAUGGCAAACCAUCCCUCCGAAUACCAACACUUAGCAAUAAAUGAUCGUUGCGAUUCUGAUAGAUAUACCAUUCAUAAAGUAAUAUCAUGACAAAACAAUAUCAAAUGUAUGAAAAGCCCAAGACUCCUCAGCCGAAAAUUUCUUCGUGCUUUACAGGGAAUCCAGCAUCGCAUUACAUUUUUAAUUUUUGCACAUGUUUAUCUGUAUGAUAACGAUGAUGAAUCUGAAUUCCAUACAUCCACUGCAUGGAGAUAAUAAAUUGCAACAUUUCGACGUUA
Molecule: messenger RNA, 1381 nt
Organism: Athalia rosae (coleseed sawfly)
Lineage: Eukaryota; Metazoa; Arthropoda; Insecta; Hymenoptera; Athaliidae
Gene: Ostgamma
Product: tumor suppressor candidate 3
Exons: 8
Coding region: 89-1084 (331 amino acids)
Cellular component (GO): oligosaccharyltransferase complex
Source: RefSeq, a predicted model, not a curated record